Molecule: messenger RNA, 1951 nt
Organism: Triplophysa dalaica
Lineage: Eukaryota; Metazoa; Chordata; Actinopteri; Cypriniformes; Nemacheilidae
Gene: dus2
Product: dihydrouridine synthase 2
Exons: 16
Coding region: 51-1553 (500 amino acids)
Biological process (GO): tRNA dihydrouridine synthesis
Cellular component (GO): cytoplasm
Molecular function (GO): tRNA binding; flavin adenine dinucleotide binding; tRNA dihydrouridine synthase activity
Source: RefSeq, a predicted model, not a curated record
GCACGUUUUGACGGUAAUAGUCAUGCACAGAAGUUUCUCUUCAUGCUUUGAUGAUGGCCAGCAGUGUUGAAAGGUUGUGUUUUGUUCAGAAGUGUAUUCUGGCUCCCAUGGUGCGGGUGGGCACUCUUCCCAUGAGACUCCUGGCACUGGACUAUGGAGCACAUAUUGUGUACUGUGAGGAGCUGAUUGAUAUUAAAAUGGCCCAAUGUAAGCGAGUGGUAAAUGAUGUUUUGGAGACGGUUGAUUUCAUUGCUCCAGAUGAGCGUGUGAUGUUUCGCACCUGCAAUAAAGAGAAGGAUCGUGUUGUCUUUCAAAUGGGAACAGCUGAUCCAGACAGAGCUCUUGCUGUGGCCAAACUUAUAGAAAAUGAUGUGGCAGCGGUUGAUGUGAAUAUGGGCUGUCCAAAGGAAUACUCUACUAAGGGAGGAAUGGGUUCUGCACUUCUUUCUGAUCCAGAGAAAAUAGAAGCUAUCCUGAGCACUCUUGUGAAUGGAAUUUCAAAACCAGUAACGUGCAAAAUCAGGAUUCUCCCAACACUUGAGGACACAGUGAAUUUAGUGAAAAGAAUUGAAAGAACAGGAGUGGCGGCAAUAGCAGUGCAUGGCAGGAUGAAAGAGGAGAGACCGCGGCAUCCAGUUCACUGCGAUUAUAUCCAGGCCGUAGCUGAAAGUGUGUCCAUUCCAGUCAUUGCCAAUGGUGGCUCUUUGGAUUCAGUGAAGACAUUUGAUGACAUUGAAAAGUUUCGGGUUGCUACAGGGGCAUCAUCUGUAAUGCUUGCCCGGGCGGCCAUGUGGAAUCCAUCAAUCUUCCGGCAGCAGGGAGCGCUGUCUUUAGAAACUGUAAUGGAGGAAUAUAUCAAAUAUGCCGUUCGCUUUGACAAUAACCCAUUUAACACCAAAUACUGCUUAUGCCAGAUGCUCCGAGACAGAGUUGAGUCUACGUUUGGAAAACAGUUACAUGCAGCUCAGACAGUUGGCGAAAUCUGUGAGGUGUUUGGCAUGACCGAAUACUACAGUAAGACCACAGCUGAACUGGACGCUAGAAGAUCUUCCAUACAGGUCAACAUUGAUCAACCAUUAAGCCCUAAACUAGAGGACGACAUCAUCACAAUGCCAAUCCGCUUUGAGAGGCGAUUUUACCCACCUCAGAUCACUCCAAAGAUGUACCUGUUGGAAUGGAGUCGAAGGGAAAAGCUUGAUCAACCUGUGUAUGAGACGAAACAGCGAACUCAAGAUAGAGCGUUUCAAUCCACGCUUAUUGUGGCUGAUAUCAAGUACCGGUCUACACUGUGGGAAAAGUCAAAGAAGUCUGCAGAGCAAGCAGCGGCUAUUGUCUGCUUGCGCACACUUGGGCUUCCAGAGGGUCGAGAAGGAGAGGAGAACAGCGGGCUGGUGAACAAACGCAAGAGGAACGAUAAACAGUGUGCAGCAGUGGAGAACAAAGAGUCAACCUUCCGAAAGAGACACAUUACUGAACCGCCGCAACAAGAGGAAGAGGAAAUGAUAUGCAGGACCAAAGUUGUGAAUGGUGCUUGUGGUCAGACCACACAUUAACCUUGGGUAGACAUUGACUAUCUGAACUCACUAUAAAGACUUCUUAUGCCAUCAAAGCACAGUGGAGUAUUUUUGGACACACUGUAACGGCAUAUUUUGUCUGCUUUAUGCUUCUUCAAUUCGAAUGUUCCCUUGUCACAUGCCAUUGUUUUCCUGCAUAUUAAUGUUGAAUUUGUUGUAUGCCACUGUUUUAUGUGGGGGAAAGAACUAUUGUCUUGAAUUAGCUGUUUUUAAAUGGCAUAAUGACUUUCAGUUCUUCAUUAGAAGGCGGCUGAUGUGAAGAUCAAGGAGUAAACACAGAUGCAAUGACGUUAUACACUUCUUUUAUUUAAUAAUAUUUUAGGUUUUUCAUCCUCAUGGAUAUUAUUUGAAAUAAAAUGUUAGUUGUUUUCUAGAAA